AUGAUUGUUUUACUCUGGACUUUAAUCGUUGGUUUCAACGGUUAUGUUUUCUGCUAUGAAAAUCUGAGUAGAAGACCCACAGCAGUACUCACCCAAAGUUCGACCUAUGAGACAAGCAUAGCAUCAAAAGCCAAUGACGGGAAAAUUGAGCUUGACUUAUACACUGCUUGUGCUCAUACUACGCUAAAUCGCAGGAAGGCAUGGCUACAGGUCGACUUGGGACAAUCCUAUAGAAUAAACAAUGUAAAAAUUUAUUACAGAAACCAAGGUAAUGAUCCAAAUGAUUGGAAGCAGUAUCGGUUCAGACAAUUUUACCUAGAUGUCUCGAACUCAACAGCAUCAGAAACAACAACGUCACAGAGAACUCGUUGUUACACGGACAAUACAACUGCCCCAAAUCUUCCCCAAAACAUUAUAGACUUACCUUGUAAACACACAGCUAGAUACGUCAUUGUGGAGACCACCUACGACUGUCCUGAAGAUGAUCCUACUACAGGAGCUAUGCUUGAAAUUUGUGAAAUAGAAGUUUAUGUUUGUGUCAAAAGCAAUGGGAACUGUAAAAAGGGAUGUACACCUGGUCAGUAUGGAGGCACGUGUAAUAACACAUGUAGUUUUGGGUGUGUAGGAGGGACAUGCGACCAACAGAGUGGAACCUGCAAUGCUGGAUGUAAACAAAACUGGACAGGGCGUAUCUGUGAUGUGUGCGAUGCGACACAUUAUGGAACUACCUGCUCUCUGGAAUGCAAUAUUAAUUGUUUAAACAAUGCCUGCAAUAAUGUGAAUGGUUCCUGUAGAGAUGGUUGCGCUUUUGAAAUGCUGGGAGAUUUUUGUAACGAAACUUGUGAUGAACUAAGUUUCUCUUGCUGUGAGAAAAUUUCGGAAAAAUAUAAGAAAUUGAAGGAUUCAAACUCGGAAAUCCUGUUUAUUUUGUAUGGGGUAAUUGCAGCACUUAGUAUCAGUCUCAUCGCCCACGGCUACAUGAUAAUAUGGAUUUCAAGACAGAACAAAUGGAAAGGACAAGACGUAAAACAAGAGGCGAUGAGUUGUAAUUCUCCUCCUCAGGAUUUCAUUCAAAACCAAGAGAUAUAUGAAGCAGUGGAGGACAACGCCGAAUACCAAAAUUUGGGUCAACUCAGUGGAUCUUCUCAUUACGAUCAACUCCAAGGGCGAAAAACAUAG
Messenger RNA from Magallana angulata, 1179 nucleotides. RefSeq lists its product as uncharacterized. Lineage: Eukaryota; Metazoa; Mollusca; Bivalvia; Ostreida; Ostreidae. The record is from RefSeq and is a predicted model, not a curated record. The transcript has 7 exons. The coding region runs from base 1 to 1179 and encodes 392 amino acids.